Molecule: messenger RNA, 852 nt
Organism: Dipodomys ordii (Ord's kangaroo rat)
Lineage: Eukaryota; Metazoa; Chordata; Mammalia; Rodentia; Heteromyidae
Product: epididymal-specific lipocalin-5-like
Exons: 8
Coding region: 1-852 (283 amino acids)
Molecular function (GO): small molecule binding
Source: RefSeq, a predicted model, not a curated record
AUGGGGGUGAAGGCGCUCCUGGCCCUGCUGGGGCUGUGUGCGGGGCCGGCGGCUCUGACGCAAGGUGCUGCGCCACAGGACUUCGACUUCACCAAGUUUUCAGGCCUCUGGUACGAGGUUGCCUUUGCCUCUAAGGAGGGGGAGCUGGGCCCCCCUCACAAGCUGGAGAAGAUGGGGGGUGUGCUGAUAAAGGUGGAGGAGAAUCGCAUCUCCCUGAGCACCACCUACUUCAGCGAGGAGGGUUGUGUGCUGGAGCAGGUCGGGGCCUUCCCGGGAAAUGCUCCAGGGAAGUUCAAAGUCAUCAGAAAAUCUGGAGACAAAGAGAUUGAGAUCUUGGACACAAACUACAACUCCUACGCCAUCAUGAACAUCUCUCUCCACGUAGCCGGGGCGGUGCGGACGAUGAUGAAGCUUUACAGCCGGACUCCCGCUCACAACAAGGACUCGCUGAGCAAGUUCCACGAAGUGGCCCAGGAGCGCGGGUUCACAGGCUCAGACAUACACCUGUUCGAGCAGGACUGUGAUGACCUGUCUGUCUGUACUGCAGAAGCCCUGGCGGGACCCCAGGGCCCGGUGUCCUGGCCGGGAGGGAGGGCUGCACAGGACCCCAGCAGCGCUGAGCACGGCUCCGGGGACGUCUGCACAGAACUCAACGCCAUGGGACCCCAGGCGGCCACGGGGCUCUGGAGGGGGAUGUGGGGAGGGGAGGACAGCCUGGUGCUCACUGGAGCUGAUGUAGAGCACCUCUGGCCCUGGUCUGAGUCUACAGCCUCUGGCCCCGCGCUUCCACACCCUGCCCUGGGCACCACCUGCUCCCAUCCGAAUAAACCUGCUGUGAAUGCUGUCCAGUGA